AUGGGAUGCCCAUUCGAAUUCGAGUUGCGGUAUACUGUAACUCUAGGUGGGGACUAUUUGGGGAUGCAUAUGGAAGUGGUGAAUACUGGUGCGGAGGCUAUGCAGUUCACAACAGCUCUUCAUACGUACUUCUCGGUCGGAGAUAUUACUACGACAACAGUAGCGGGAGUUGGUGAGCAUCAUUACAACGAUACGGCUCAGGGAGGCAAGGACUGUUAUGAUGGGAAUUCGGUGGUUGAGUUUAAUGAGGGUAUUGUGGAUAGAGUGUAUAAGCAAGCAGCUGUCCCCGCUCAUAUACUUUGUGACGGUUUUGAGAUAUUGAUGGCUGAGAAGAGCCCGUCGUUCCCGGACACUGUUGUGUGGAAUAUUGGCAGCGACUCGUUAGGCGAUAUGCCCGCGGGGGACUUCAAGAGAUACAUUUGCGUCGAGUCUGCAGCCGCAGUAGAGCCAGUGAAGGUAGCCCCUGGUGAUUCAUGGGAAGCUGACCAGGAGCUUACCAGAUGCCUUCCUAAUAGUAACGGCAGUGCUUGA
Molecule: messenger RNA, 531 nt
Organism: Perkinsus marinus ATCC 50983
Lineage: Eukaryota; Perkinsozoa; Perkinsida; Perkinsidae
Exons: 5
Coding region: 1-531 (176 amino acids)
Biological process (GO): carbohydrate metabolic process
Molecular function (GO): carbohydrate binding; isomerase activity
Source: RefSeq, a predicted model, not a curated record